GCGACCACCGGAGGUUGCAGCCUUCGGAUUGAAAAACGGUCACGAAUACAAUAUUCCGUUGUACUCGAAAUACAUACGUAAUAAGUUACGUAAGUAAAAUCGAUCGCGGCUUCCUGUUUACAGAAAUCAGAUUCUUUUUCAUAUCCACCCAUGACGGUUGUGUGUCAAUAGGGCGCUUCAUUUCGACUGUCAGUAAGAAAUGUUGCUGUCAAUUUGCCUGAGGGGGCUUCUCUUGUUGUUGGUAGGAAAACAUGCAUACUCUCAGGAGCAGUGCUUAAAAGGUUCAGUAAACACAUGUGAUGACUGCAUCAAAUCUGGACCUGGCUGUGCCUGGUGUACAGACUUGAAUUUCACCAAGACUGGAGAGCAGGAAACAGUACGGUGCAACACUGUUAUCGAGCUUAAAGAUAAAGGAUGCAAGGGUAUAAAAGACCCUAUGAAUAAAUUAAAGAAAAUUGAGGACAAGCCCCUGACUGAUGGUGUUAAGCCAGUGCAAAUCCAACCACAAAAUAUAGAGCUGAAUCUUAGACCUGGGAAACCCUAUACAUUUCAGCUGGAAUUUAAACAAGCAGAAGGCUAUCCAGUGGAUCUUUACUACCUGAUGGAUCUCUCCUACUCUAUGAAAGAUGAUCUGGAGAAUGUUAAAAACUUGGGAAUAGUUUUACUCGAAGAGCUUAAGAGAAUCACUGGCAAUGCCAGAAUAGGUUUUGGUUCAUUUGUCGACAAGACACUUCUUCCAUUUACGGACACCAAUGAAGCGAAGCUCCAAAGACCUUGCCCAGACAAAAAUGUCGCUUGUCAGCCAGCAUUUGGCUUUCAGCAUGUCCUUUCUCUGACCUCUGACGGGAACAAAUUUAAAGAAAUGGUGGCCAAGCAGGACAUAUCCGGAAACCUGGACCCUCCGGAGGGAAGCCUUGAUGCCAUUAUGCAAGCUGCCGUUUGUGUGGACGAGAUUGGCUGGGGAAAUAGCACUCGGCUGCUGGUGGUGGCCACAGAUGAUGGCUUUCAUAUGGCAGGGGAUGGAAAACUUGCCGCCAUUUUGGAACCAAACCAAGAAACUUGUCAGCUGGUCAACCAGAAGUACAGCAAAAGCAACAUCUGGGAUUACCCUUCUGUUGGUCAGAUAGCUCGUAAACUGGAAGAGAAAAAUAUACAACCAAUUUUUGCCGUCACCAAGAAUAUGGAAAGUGUGUACACAGAGCUCAGUAAACUGAUCCCCAAGUCGGCUGUCGGUGUGCUUUCUGCAGACUCAAACAAUGUCGUCAAAAUAAUUGUGGAAGCAUACAAUAAGUUAAGCUCAAAAGUGAUUAUGGCCCAUGAUUCUGUGCCAAACUCCAUAUCGGUGAAGUUCAGAUCAAACUGUGUUGGUGGGGAAAAGCUCACGGACAGUGGGAUAUGUGAAAAUGUGAAUAUAAAACAGAAGGUGGUUUUUGAUGUGACAGUGACAGCAGAGAAAUGUAUGGAGAAUCAGACCUUCUUUAUUGGGCCGUUGGGCUUUAAUGAAAAACUAAGGGUAACUGUUUCAACUCAAUGCAAGUGUGAAUGUGACGAUCCAAGGGAAGAUCAUCCCCACUGCAAAAACAAUGGCAAAGUGGUCUGUGGCAGUUGCAAGUGUAAUACUGGUUUCCUAGGCCAGAACUGUGAGUGUGAACUAGGCAAAAAAAACGAGGAAACGCUAAGAGCGCAGUGCCGGAAAGACAACGCGACACUGGAGUGCGAAGGAAAAGGGGAAUGUGUAUGCGGACGCUGCCAAUGUCACCUCACACAGGGCAACAGCCAAUACUACGGCGAGUUCUGUCAAUGCGACGAUGAACAUUGCGAACAAAGCAACAGUAAACAGUGUGCAGGUCAUGGGCGAUGCAGAUGUGGUAAAUGUGACUGUUUUGAUGGCUAUGAAGGAACGGCGUGCGACUGUCCGAAAUCUGAUGAAGCUUGCAAGAAAGAUGGCACCGUGUGUUACGGACGUGGUAAAUGUGUAUGUAACGAGUGUCAAUGUCAGAGAUCAUACAGGCCGCUGUUCUGCAAAGAAUGUCCUACUUGUCAACGUCCAUGUGAACAAUCAGGGAGUUGUGUUGAAUGUUUGGCCUUUGGAAGCGGUCCAUUGGAAAAGAACUGCUCAGCAUCCUGUACUCAUCUUACAGUCAAUGUGGUUGAUAAAUUGCUUAAGAGUGAUUGUCGUGCUAAAGAUAAAGAAGGAUGCUGGAUGUCAUUUACAAUGACUGAGCAAGAAGGAUUUGACAAGUACACCGUCAAUGUGCUAAAAACCAUAGAGUGUCCCGAGGGACCAAAUAUAGCAGCCAUUGUAGGAGGAUCUCUUGCCGGCGUAGCUUUGAUCGGACUCCUGAUUCUCCUCACUGUAAAGGCGUGCCUUUAUGCAAGUGACCUUAAGGAAUGGAGAAGAUUUGAAAAAGACAGGAAACAAGAAAGAUUUGCUGGUUCCAAUCCAUUAUUCAAGGAUGCAACCACCACAGUCCAAAACCCAGUAUUUUCUGGAGAUUCUUAAGAAAACUUCUAACAAAGAGUGGAUGUCUAUUAAAUCAUCUAUGGACUUUCAGAAAUUUCAAACGAUGAGUGGAUGUCUGAUAAAUUAUCAUGAAUUUUCAUAAAAAAAAUAAUUGUCUUUAACAUGUAAUGACCAAUGCGAUCGCUGUAUUUGUAUGUCAAGUGUUAAAUUAACACAUUUGUUUAAUGUUGAAUCACAUUUUUUUAUUUAAUUCUUAAAGGCACCGUAUGUAAUUUACGCCACUAGAAGUCAUCAUACAAAACAAAAUCACAGCCUGAUGAUGCUACUGUAUGAAGGAGUUAUGGAUGUUAGUUUUAGUCUUGAUUUCCACUGUCAAAAAAAUAAAUUCAGACUAAAAAAUCAUAUGCAUGGAUGAUGCAAUAAAAUAAAGUUGUGUAACAGUUAUGUUAUAACAUAAGAAAACACAGUGGCUUGAUAUAAACAACAAUACGGUCUACUUCUGCAUGUGGCGCUGCAAAGAACGAUCAGUGUAUGACAUUCGAUAGUAGCGCUUUUGGAUUGCUAUUAUGAUGUCAUACGCCAAUCCGUCCUCGCCAUGCUGCAUGAAGUCGAACACAUGUAUGAUUUCUACCGCAGUAAAAGUGGAAACCAAGAGAACUUAUGAAGGUAGGAUGAAAAAUUUUUGUUGUUGUUGUUGUUGGAAAGCAGACGGUCUGUUCUUUCAUUUGAUAUGUUUAUAUAUUUAAAGAAGAACAUUUUCUGGAAGGCAUUAAACCUUUGUGAAAAUCAUAAAAAAUGCUGGCGCUGGCUGGCAACUUUAAAAUAAAAAACUGGCAGGGAAAGAGUUAAAAACUGUGAAUACUCUGAUUGAAAAACAUUUUGGAUAACUCAUGGUGAACAAUGGUUGGCGUUUGCUAUUAUUAACACAGACAUUUCAGAAAUGGUAACAGAGCUGCGUUUGCUUUGCUUUGUAAGCUGUUUGUCUUAACCUGUGUUUUAUUCUUCAUAAAGUCAAACUUAUGUGAGUGUUUGUAUAGUAGGGUAAAAUUUCUUAAAUAAAAUUAAACUAUUUAAACUA
Molecule: messenger RNA, 3542 nt
Organism: Paramisgurnus dabryanus
Lineage: Eukaryota; Metazoa; Chordata; Actinopteri; Cypriniformes; Cobitidae
Gene: itgb2
Product: integrin, beta 2
Biological process (GO): cell-matrix adhesion; leukocyte cell-cell adhesion; integrin-mediated signaling pathway
Cellular component (GO): focal adhesion; cell surface; integrin complex
Molecular function (GO): protein kinase binding; amyloid-beta binding; integrin binding
Source: RefSeq, a predicted model, not a curated record